Molecule: messenger RNA, 1175 nt
Organism: Danio rerio (zebrafish)
Lineage: Eukaryota; Metazoa; Chordata; Actinopteri; Cypriniformes; Danionidae
Gene: otub1b
Product: OTU deubiquitinase, ubiquitin aldehyde binding 1b
Biological process (GO): protein deubiquitination
Molecular function (GO): hydrolase activity; cysteine-type deubiquitinase activity; ubiquitin binding
Source: RefSeq, marked validated
AGGGGGCGGUGGAAAAAGAACUCAAUCAAGAUGGCGGAUGAGCAGCAGGAAUCAUCACAGGGAGAGAUGGAGGGAGUCAACUGCCUCGCAUAUGAUGAAGCCAUUAUGGCACAGCAGGACCGCAUUCAGCAAGAGAUAGCCACCAGUAACCCUUUAGUGUCGGACAGACAAGAGCUCUCUGUGCUUAAGGGAGAAUAUGCCAUGGAGGACACCAUAUACCAACUCAAGAUACAGGACCUUCACAAAAAGUAUUCGAGCAUUCGGAAAACACGGCCAGAUGGAAAUUGUUUCUACAGAGCUUUUGGCUUUGCACAUUUGGAGUCACUAUUGGAAGACAGCAAAGAGCUGCAAAGGUUCAAAGCUGUUGCAGCAAAGAGCAAGCUGGACCUUGUAAACCAGGGCUUCACUGAGUUCACAAUUGAGGACUUUCACAACACCUUCAUGGACUUGAUUGAGCUAUGUGAAAAGCAGCAGUCGCUCGGAGAAGUGCUGAGCUCCUUCAAUGACCAGAGUGUGUCCGACUACAUAGUGGUUUAUCUGAGGCUUCUCACCUCUGGAUACCUGCAGAGGGAGCAUGUGUUCUUUCAGCACUUCAUAGAGGGCGGACGCUCCGUCAAAGAGUUCUGCCAGCAGGAGGUGGAACCCAUGUCAAAAGAAAGUGACCACAUUCAUAUCAUUGCCUUAGCACAGGCACUGAACGUGCCCGUAUUAGUGGAAUACAUGGACAGAGGAGAGGGUGGAACGGUGAACAAUCAUGUCUUUCCUGAAGGAAGUGAGCCACGCAUCUUCCUGCUCUACCGCCCAGGCCACUACGACAUCCUGUAUAAGUGAUACUCCUACAUAUAUAUUCUCUGUGGUUCCAUUGUGAAGAAACCAUCUCAGUUCUACAGCCAAGUUGUCAUAUGUAUGCGUACAUACAUGUUUGCCAGGCUAUUAUUAAAAAUCACAAUAAAAAGAUUCAAUCCAGUUUUUUCUUCCAUUACAAAGUGAAUUUGUCUUCAUUACAGACAAUUUAAGCUAUUGAUCUCAGAACAAUUGACACUGCAUCAAACGGCAGCAUUACGGUUGUACAGUAGUUUAUUUUUUGGUUAUGUGGUUGUAAAUGUAAACUUGCUUUUAGUGUUUUUCCUUUGUUACACUGCCUUUCAUGAGUUUUAUUAAAGGGAUUUACACCU